Messenger RNA from Eimeria mitis, 561 nucleotides. RefSeq lists its product as uncharacterized. The transcript has 3 exons. NCBI's taxonomy places the organism in Eukaryota, Apicomplexa, Conoidasida, Eucoccidiorida, Eimeriidae. The record is from RefSeq and is a predicted model, not a curated record. The coding region runs from base 1 to 561 and encodes 186 amino acids.
AUGGAGAAGCUAAAGAGAAAGCGCCCGAAGGCAGAGGAUAACGAUGACGCCGAGCCGCAGCAGCAGCAGCAGCAGCAGAAGCAGCAGCAGCAGCAGCAGCAGCAGCAGCAGCAGCAGCAGCAGAGGAAGAGAGACAAAGCAUCAAAGAUGGAGAGACAAGCAGCAGCAGCAAGACAGCGUGCUGCUGCUCUCUCAGAAAAAAAAAUAAAUGAAUUGCAACAAACCCUAAUUGGUGGUUUAGGGUUUGGGGGGGAGCAGCAGCAGCAGCUAGAUGAAGAACAAGAAACCCUAAACCCUCAGCAGCAAGACCACACACAGCAGCAGCAGCAGCAGCAGCAGCAGCAGCAGCAGCAGCAAAAGAAAGUCAAGCGGCAGCAGCAGCAAUCGCUCUCAGAUUUCUCCUCCAGCAUCGCUGCGUUGCUCGAGGCCGAGGAGAGUAUAAAUAUAAAUAAACUAAAAGAAAAAGAAAACAAAGAAAACAAAGAAGAUAGAGAAAAAGCAAUCAAAAAAGAACUCCUAGCCGUAGGGAGAAAAAAAGAAAAAGAAACAGCUAUCAUAUAA